Messenger RNA from Tauraco erythrolophus (red-crested turaco), 1593 nucleotides. RefSeq names its product beta-carotene oxygenase 1 (gene BCO1). The record is from RefSeq and is a predicted model, not a curated record. Gene Ontology annotation, biological process: retinal metabolic process; carotene catabolic process. NCBI's taxonomy places the organism in Eukaryota, Metazoa, Chordata, Aves, Musophagiformes, Musophagidae. Gene Ontology annotation, molecular function: beta-carotene 15,15'-dioxygenase activity; carotenoid dioxygenase activity.
AUUCCAUGAGACAUGGAUGCGAUAUUUGGUAGAAAUAGAGAAGAACAUCCAGAGCCGAUAAAAGCUCAGGUGCAAGGUCAGUUGCCCACUUGGUUGAAAGGGAUGCUUCUCCGAAACGGGCCAGGGAUGCACACAAUAGGAGACACAAAGUAUAACCACUGGUUUGAUGGCUUGGCUCUGCUGCAUGCCUUUACAUUUAAAAAUGGUGAAGUUUACUACAGAAGUAAGUAUCUCCGAAGUGACACGUACAAGUGCAAUAUAGAAGCAAAUCGAAUUGUGGUGUCUGAGUUUGGAACGAUGGCUUAUCCAGAUCCAUGCAAAAACAUAUUUGCCAAGGCAUUCUCAUACAUGUCUCACACCAUUCCCGAGUUCACAGACAACUGCCUGAUCAACAUUAUGAAAACUGGGGAUGAUUUUUAUGCUACCGGUGAGACUAACUUCAUCUGGAAAAUUAAUCCGCAGACUCUGGAGACACUAGAGAAGAUUGACUACAGCAAAUACAUAGCUGUAAAUGUGGCAACUUCUCACCCACACUAUGACAGUGCUGGAAACGUUCUCAACAUGGGUACUUCAAUAGUUGAUAAAGGGAAGACAAAAUACAUGCUAUUUAAGAUUCCUCCCUCUGUGCCAGAAAACGAAAGGAAGAAAUCUUGUUUUAAACAUCUGGAAGUGGUAUGCUCCAUCCCUUCUCGCUCUCUGCUCAACCCAAGCUACUACCAUAGCUUUGGAAUCACAGAAAAUUACAUUAUCUUCAUAGAGCAGCCACUCAAACUGGAUAUUGUCAAAAUGGCAACUGCUUACAUCCGAGGUGUGAGCUGGGCGUCCUGCCUUGCCUAUCACAAGGAAGAGAAGACUUGGUUUCACUUUGUAGACAAGAAGACUAAAAAAGAAGUAUCCACCAAGUUUUAUACCGAUGCUCUGGUGCUUUUUCACCAUAUAAAUGCUUAUGAAGAGGAUGGCCACAUUAUUUUUGAUAUUAUUGCCUAUACAGACAGUAGCUUAUAUGACAUGUUCUAUUUAAAAAAACUGAGUACAGACUUUGAAGAGAACAACAAGCUUACCUCCAUACCAACUUGCAAGCGAUUUGUUGUUCCUCUGCAGUAUGACAAGGAUGCCAAAGUAGGUUCUAAUUUAGUCAGGCUUCCAUCUACCGCAACUGCCAUAAAAGAGAAAGAUGGCAGCAUCUAUUGCCAACCUGAAAUACUGUGUGAAGGGAUAGAACUGCCUCGCAUCAAUUACGACUAUAAUGGCAAAAAAUACAAGUAUGUCUUUGCAGCAGAAGUCCAGUGGAAGCCAGUUCCUACAAAGAUUGCAAAAUUUAAUGUCCAGACAAAGGAAAUGCUCCACUGGGAAGAGGACCACUGCUGGCCAUCUGAGCCUGUUUUCAUUCCCAGCCCUGAUGCAAGAGAAGAGGAUGAUGGUAUUGUUCUGACCUGUAUUGUGACGUCUGAUCCAAAGAAAGCACCCUUCCUACUUGUCUUGGAUGCUAAAACAUUCCAAGAAUUGUGCCGAGCCACAGUAGAUGUAGACUUGCAUCUGGACCUGCAUGGAAUGUUUAUACCAGAGAAAGACGUGAAGACUGAGACUGAGUAA